Messenger RNA from Fraxinus pennsylvanica, 1794 nucleotides. The record is from the annotation of a GenBank genome assembly. Lineage: Eukaryota; Viridiplantae; Streptophyta; Magnoliopsida; Lamiales; Oleaceae.
AUGGCCGCUCUGGCUAAAUCUCUCUCCUCUCCCCGUCCUGGUUGGUUUGGCUCCAAGCCCUGUAAAUGGCAAGUCGUUAAUUGUGAUUCCUCAGGCAAAAUCAGCUCGAUUAGUCUCCCUUCCAUGUCUCUCACGGGCAAAUUUGAACCAACUUUCCAAUCUCAAAUCCCUUCACCUCCAAAACAAUCUCCAGGCCCCUUGCCGUCUUUAUCCAACCUUGCUUCCCUCCAAGACGUCAAUCUUGAUGGCAAUAAUUUCAGUUCUAUCCCUCCUGAUUUUCAGUCAGGAUUAACAAGUUUACAAACAUUUAGCAUUAAUAAUAACUCAAAUCUCCCACCCUGGAAAAUCCCUGAUACCCUCAAGGAUUCAACAUCCCUUGUUAGUUUUAAUGCAGGGAAAGCUAAUCUUGUCGGCCAAAUUCCAGAUAUUUUUGGAUCCUUUCCAAAAUCUAUGGCUCAACAAUCAGACAUGGGACUUUCAGGCACGAUAGAUGUCAUCGGGAUGAUGUCACAGUUAACAAAGGUUUGGCUUCAUGUCAACGAGUUUUCAGGUCCAAUUCUAGACCUUCCCGCGUGUACAGAAUUGUAUGAUAUUCAGCUUCGGGAUAAUUUUCUCACCAGUGUGAUUCCUUAUUCUUUUACAAAGCUUCUGAAGCUCAAAACUGUCAUGUUGCAGAACAACAUAUUCCAGGGUCCACAACCUGGUUUUUCAAAUGGUGUCCAGUUGAUUCUUGGAACUUCUAACAAUUUUUGUAAUCCUAGUCCCUGUCCAUGUGAUCCACAUGGGAGUGUGACUGUUAUCAAUUUUGCGAAGCAGAAUUGGGUUGGGACCAUAUCACCAGCCAUUACCAAUCUCAGUAAAAUAAAAACUGUCCUUUUGAACGACAACAACCUUACCAGUACCAUACCAGAUAGCUUGACCAGUUUGAAGCUGCUCCAGCUUCUUGAUGUCUCCAAAAACAAUCUUUCUGGUAAAAUCCCACAGUUUUCUUCAAGUGUCACACUAAAAACAACUGGAAAUAAGUACAUUGGGAUAGAUUUGCCCCUAAUUCCCCUCCUGUGCUAUGCCAAAAAGCGCAGUGCAAAAUACAAAUGGGUUAAUGGAAGUGAACUUGGAAAUAGCGAAAAGGAGAAUGAGACUAGGGAAAAUGUAAAAAGCACCAGCAAGACUCUUAUUCGAAGUAGCUGUGAAAAGAGCGAUUAUCAUGUGGGCGGAUUUGGGGUUGUUUAUAGAGGACAACUCCACGAUGGGAUGCAAAUAGCAGUUAAAAGGAUGGAAUCAAUUAUUUUAAGUGACAAGGGGAUAAACGAAUUCAAGGCUGAAAUCGAAGUGCUUACAAAGGUAAGACACAGAAAUCUUGUCGCGCUUCAUAGAUUUUAUGACAAUGGGAAUGAAAGACUUUUGGUCUACGAGCACAUGUCACAAGGGUCAUUAGGGCAGCAUUUGUUCCAUUGGGAGGAGUUGGGGCUUAUGCCUCUCACUUGGAACCAAAGAGUGACAAUAUCACUAGAAGUUGCUAGAGGAGUCGAAUAUAUACACAGCUUAGCACAGCAGAGUUUCAUUCAUCGAGAUUUGAAACCUACGAACAUUCUUCUAGGAGACGACAUGAGGGCUAAGGUUUUUGAUUUUGGUUUGGUGAGGAGUGUUCCGGAUGGAAAGUACUUAGUCGAGACUCGGUUAACUGGAACCUUCGGAUAUCUUGCACCAAAAUAUCCUGGUAUUUAUCAGUUUUUGUUAUUGAAUAUCCUAUAUUAUAAUCUGGCUUUCAUACAGCAAUAUACUCUUCAUUCUUAA